Haliotis rubra (blacklip abalone) is the source of this 3712-nucleotide messenger RNA. RefSeq names its product receptor-type tyrosine-protein phosphatase epsilon-like. The record is from RefSeq and is a predicted model, not a curated record. The transcript has 26 exons. The coding region runs from base 22 to 3015 and encodes 997 amino acids. Gene Ontology annotation, molecular function: protein tyrosine phosphatase activity. Gene Ontology annotation, biological process: protein dephosphorylation. Lineage: Eukaryota; Metazoa; Mollusca; Gastropoda; Lepetellida; Haliotidae.
CUGGUGCACAGAGUCGCCGCCAUGGAGUGGGUGAGACUCGCUGUCCUGCUCUCUGUGUAUGUGCUGCACAUUACGUCAGGCAGCUGCCUACCGGGUACGUAUGGCUACCUGUGUGGAUACAACUGUCACUGUCAGGCUAACACGUGUAACGUUACAGAUGGAUGCAGAUCUCAGACUUGCAUCAAAGGAUGGUCAGGACCAACAUGCCAGAAAAAUAACAAAGCACUCGAUAAGACGACAUCGGCCAGCAGCGUCUAUGUGGCAGCAGGUAAAGCUGUGGACGGAAUCACCAUCGCGAACGACUAUCUCUACUGCUUUCAUUCAGCAUACAAUGACGGUAUAAACGUUGCGUGGUGGAGAGUGGAUCUGAAUAAGACAACACCGAUACAUGACGUCACCAUAUACUUCCGGACAGACUAUAAGGUUCGUCGGAAUGGUAUCCAGGUCUACAUAGCUGACACUGCCGCUUCCCCAACUGACGGAGUCAAGUGCUACAACGUGACAGGGAAAGGAGACGGAUCAGACAUUCUUGAUGUUUUGAACGUCACGUGUUCUGUGUGCGCUCCUGGUACUUUCGGCUCUGUCUGUGACAACUACUGCCACUGUGCUGGUGAUGUCUGCAACUUCGUGAACGGCGUUUGUCCUAGUGGAGUCUGUCUACCAGGCUGGCAGCACGACGAGUGUGACACAGAGUGUACCCAAUUCAGUUAUGGACAAAACUGUAGUAAAAAAUGUUCUGAUAGGAACUGUAAGAACGACAACUCUAGCUGUGGCCAUGCGACAGGGGUGUGUGUCGGAGGUUGUAAGACUGGAUGGAAUGGAACAGACUGUACACAGGAAUGCCCAGGUUCCUACGGAGAUGGCUGUGCUUACCAGUGCUCUGCUAGAAAAUGCCGUGGGACAUCGACAUGUGAUCACGUGACAGGCAAGUGUGAAAACGGCUGCAAUCCCGGAUGGAAGAUAGCUGACUGUACACAAGAAUGCACCAAAGGCAUUGAAUAUGGAUCUGGCUGUGUUGGUAACUGCAGUGCCCGGAGGUGUGAUGGUGGUACAGGCGCCUGUCCCCCGGACACAGGCCAGUGUGAAUCUACCUGCGUGUCAGGGUGGCAGGGGGAGGACUGCGCGCAGGAGCAAGAUGAAGCGCCAACGUCCACUGCAGAAAUCUUUACGUCAGCUGGUGUUGUAGUUGCAGCAGCCGUCGUUGUUAUCGUUGUUGUCUUGGUCAGAAGACGAAGAAGUCAAGCAGCAAAAAAAAGAUAUAAUCAUGCAGAUAUGUCCCUGGAGCAGAUAGGUGCCGUCGUGGUGGUGGGCAAGAAGGACGAAGCGGCUGUAGAUGAGGACGACAACGACACGUACUACAACACAGCAACUGCUCCUGCAAUAACGUUGGUGUCUGUAGAUAAGCUACAGGAGCGGAUCCAGGAGCUGCAGGUGCCCGUCGGGGGCUUCCAGGCAGAGUAUCAGAAACUAUCUACUGCCUUCACCCGUCCUUACAAAGACUCCCAGCUACCGGAAAACAAGGGGAAAAACAGAUUCACGAAUUACUACCCAUAUGAUGACACCCGGGUCAAGUUGCAGACUCUGCCAGACAAGCCUGGUUCUGACUACAUAAAUGCCAGCUACAUAGACGGCUACUCUGAACCUAAAGUCUACAUAGCAGCGCAAGGUCCUAACAGGAAGACUCUGACUGACUUCUGGAGGUUGAUCUGGGAAAAGAACUGUACAAGAAUCGUCAUGCUGACUAAUCUCAUGGAGAUGGGGAAGACGAAGUGUGCUGCGUACUGGUCGGACAAAAAGGAUUGGACUGUAGGGGACUUCAACAUAGCUGUAAUCAGCUCAAGCGAGAGAGCACACUGGGUUGUGAGAGAAUUACAAGUUACGGAGAAAAAGACAAGCAAUUGUCGUCGCUUCCAUCAAUUCCACUUCACAACAUGGCCUGAUCACUGGAUUCCUGAGGAGACGUCCUUGGCUGAGUUUCUGUGGCUGGUGAGGACAGCAGCUAACACCCAUGAUGGCCCUUUACUUGUGCACUGCAGUGCUGGGAUCGGCCGGACAGGAACUUACAUCGCUGUGGACUACCUAUUGGACCAUGCUCUGACUGAAGAUAAGGUCGAUGUGUUUGGUUGUGUCUCCAAGAUGAGAGAUCAAAGAAAGGGCAUGAUACAGACCAAGGAGCAGUAUGCGUGUGUAUACCUGACACUACAAGAGGCGCUGGAGUUUGGAAACACAACUAUGGAUGUGCAGGUGUUCAGUCAGAAUCGAAAUGAGAAAAGAACCUUCAAGAUGGGAUGCAUGGAACCCACACAGUUAAUACAGAUCCUGAAUAUCAAGAGAGAGACUUCAGGAAAUGGGGACAAGUUCAAGGGACGUCUGUAUAUUGAUGGGCGCUCAGACAUCGUAGCUGUAGAAGUGGAGUCUCACCUGUCCAUGAAAGGCUAUCUACUGACUGAAGCUCCCUCCGUCACCACGGCGUCUCUGUUUUGGAAACUCAUAGAACAACAGGAGUCUGGUACUGUCAUUGUCCUGCCAGACUCGCACCAGAAUCUGUCCAGCUAUGUGCCUUCUCCAGGAGGGAGUCUGAACGUGAGUCCAGUCAGUGUGAGGUGUUCAACAGAGAACACAAUCAACCCCGACAUCGUGCUCAGGAGCGUACACAUACAGAUUAACGACCGUCCGCCAUCCCCAGUGCAUGUGUACAUAAUGAAGCAGUUUCCAGAAGAUUCCCACUCCAUGCUCUUGGAACUGCUGGAACAAGUAGAUCUUCAUACGAGUGGGGAUGAAUCCCAACCAGUUGCUGUCAUCUACAGUGAAUCUGACAGACAGAGAGGUGCAAUAUUGUGCAUCCUGAGCAAUAUUGUUCAAGGCCUGAAGUAUGACAAAACAGUUGAGAUCUACAACAACGUGAAGGAUAUGGUCCACUGCCUGGAUCAAGAUAUCACACAGGCUGACGUUGCUCUUUGUUAUGACGUAGCUUUGGAAGGCAUAGAGUCGCAAAGCAUCUACGAAAACGUCUAACAAGCAACUAUUCUCCUUCAUGGACCAACAAACCUCCGGGCUUCAACUUACAGAUCAGAUUUGAUGCCAUUAACGCACCAGUAACAAUGAACUUUUAUUUGUAGUCUUCAUAUUUUCCUCUCUACAUUUUCUCUUAUAAUUUUGUUAUUUCUUAUCUUAUGAUUGAGUUUACAUUUGCAUAGUUGAUUGAUUGAUCAUUAAAGAAUUUAAUAUGUGUUCAGGCAUCGAGACCCAUUUACACCUUGCCCAUCAUGAAACGUUGCUCAGAUUCUAAACACUUCAUAAAUUAGCAACACACUUUAAGGUAUGCAAGAAUUACAUUCUGAACUUCAUGACGAGCUAUAUUCCUGGUAACGUCUGAAUCUUUUGUUUUGUACCUGAUUCAUAUUUAAGAAGAGUUAAGUUUGUUAUUGUGUUAAGAAGAUUGCUAUACUGGUGAAAUGCAAGUGUAUAUUGAGGGUCAGACCAACAAUCAUAUCUUCAGGCAUAAUUGAAUUAAACUCUGUGUUCGCAUAAUAAUGAGUACUGGAAGCACCUUUAAAAUACGUAACUAAGGCCUUAGUCACCUGUAAACCCGUGAAAAGGGUUCAUUCAAACAAUUUAUUCUUAUAUUCAUUGUGCUAACAUCGUCAUACAGUGAAUCCCUGUUGGCCAUAAGCUUAUGAUGUCUUUGUAUAUGAUAAUACAAGAGGGACAC